AUGCCUGAGAUUGCAGAAGUGGCACGCAUUGUGCAUUUCUUGAAGAAACAUGCUGUCGGAAAGACUAUACAAGCGGUGAAAACCCAGGAAGACAAUAUUGUCUACGGAAAGGUUGGAACCUCUGCAGCAGCCUUUCAAAAAGCCAUGUCCGGCAAGAAAAUUCUAGAUGCACGCCAGCAGGGCAAGUACUUCUGGCUGGUCAUGGACACGGCACCGCACCCCCUGAUGCAUUUUGGCAUGUCUGGCUGGAUGAAGUUCAGCAACGACGAAACAGCAUACUACCGCCCAACCAAACCCGAGGAAGCAGAGUGGCCACCCAAGUACUGGAAGUUCAUUUUUCAGUUGCAAGGAGAACCCAAAAACGAGGUUGCCUUCGUUGACGCAAGACGACUGGCUCGAAUAAGACUGGUAGAUGCUGCUGCGGAAGAUAUGAGGAAGACGACUCCACUGAAAGAGAACGGCCCCGACCCAGUUAUUGACAAAGACAUCUUGACCGUUGAAUGGCUGGGUAAGAAGCUGAAGAGUAAGAGAGUGCCUGUGAAAGCUCUACUGUUGGAUCAAGCCAACAUCUCAGGCAUAGGGAACUGGGUUGGCGACGAGAUCAUGUUUCAAGCCAAACUGCACCCAGAGCAGUAUAGCAACACCUUCAGCGACGAACAAGUGAAGCGUCUAUAUGACGCGAUGAUGUACGUCUGUGACACGGCCGUGCAAGCCAAUGGAGAUUCGGACAGUUUUCCUCAAGACUGGCUCAUGAAGCAUCGUUGGGGAAAAGGCAAGAAAGAGGCAAGCAAACUACCGACCGGCGAGAAGAUUACAUUCCUCAAGGUCGGUGGUCGGACUUCUGCCAUCGUUCCGAGUGUUCAGAAGAAGACAGCAGCUGUUGCUGGUGACGUUUCCGACAACGCAGAGGCUGAAGACAGUGAAGCGGAUACGAAGCUUAAGAAGAGCAACAAGAGGAAAGCUCAAGCAGUUAAGGAGGAAGAUGAGGAAGUUGAGGAGAAGGCACCUGCUAAGGCUAAAGGCGGACGUAAGACUGUGAAGGAGGUUAAAGAAGAGACAAAAGAUGCUUCUGAAGAAGCACCAGCAAAACCGAAGCGUACUAGCAAGAAGGUCAAAGAACAAGUCAAAGAGGAGACUGAAGCAGAGACUGUUGGUGAAAUUGAGGAGGAACAGCCCGCCAAGAAGCGAAAGACGACUGCUAAUGGCACAUCAAAGAAGAUGAAGACUCCCGCCAAAGAGGAGAAACCGAGUGAAGAUACAACAGGAAAGCGGCGGUCAGGACGCUUGUCCAGGUAA
Molecule: messenger RNA, 1296 nt
Organism: Bipolaris victoriae FI3
Lineage: Eukaryota; Fungi; Ascomycota; Dothideomycetes; Pleosporales; Pleosporaceae
Exons: 5
Coding region: 1-1296 (431 amino acids)
Biological process (GO): base-excision repair
Cellular component (GO): nucleus
Molecular function (GO): DNA N-glycosylase activity; damaged DNA binding; zinc ion binding
Source: RefSeq, a predicted model, not a curated record